AUGCCUGGUGUCAAUUCUAGGGAACUCAAUGAGGGCUGGACGUUUACGCAGGUCAAUGGCGGCGACAACGUACAAGUGAGCGAGUGGCUGCCCGUGCAGAGCUUCCCUACCACGGUACACGUCGAACUCCUGAACCACAAGAAGAUUCCGGAUCCGUUCAUCGGCUUGAAGGAAUGGGAUGUGCAAUGGGUCGGCGAAGCGGCGUGGGCGUUCAAGACCACAUUCACCGCUACAGAGGGGGAAACGGAAGCCGACAAUUUCGACCUUGUCUUUGACGGCUUGGAUACGUUCGCGGUCGUGGAACUGAACGGACACAAGAUCUUGGAAACGGAUAACCAGUUUGUAGCGCACAGGGUUCCGGUCAAGCAAUAUGUCAAAGCGGGCGAGAACGACCUUGUGCUCACGUUCGAGAGUGCGUUCCGCAAGGGGCGAGAGAUUGAGGAACAACACGAGAAACUUAACCUAUGGAAUGGCGACUCGAGUCGACUCCAUGUCCGUAAGGCGCAAUACAACUAUGGAUGGGAUUGGGGUCCAGUCCUCAUGACCGUCGGUCCCUGGAAGCCCAUCCGGCUGGAGACCUACAGCCUCCGCAUCUCCGACGUUGACAUCCGCCCGCGGGUGAACGAGAAACUCGUUACCAAUGUGGACGUGUCCUUUGAGCUGUCAAGGAGCAGCGAGUUCGUCGCGGCGGUGCAUAUCAUGGACCCCGACGGCAAGAUGGUCAUCGGACAGAGCAACAUGGUGAUCAAGGGCGACCGCGCGGAGGCACACUUCAAGCUCUCAGCCGGCGUGCUCGAGCUCUGGUACCCUGUCGGAUACGGGAAGCAGCCGAUAUACAACGUCGAGAUCAAGAUUAUGGACAAGGAUGGUCAUCUGCUGGACUCCAAGUCCCAGAAGUUCUCGUUCAGGCGCGUUCGCGUGGUGCAAGAAGAGCUCGAGGGUCAAGAGGGCCGCUCCUUCUUGUUCGAAGUCAACAACAUUCGUAUUUUCUGCGGUGGCUCUAACUGGAUUCCCGCCGAUUCAUUCUUGACAAGACUUACGCCGGAGAAGUAUCGGCAAUGGCUGCAGCUGCUCGUGGACGGUAACCAGAACAUGAUACGCGUCUGGGGCGGAGGCAUCUACGAAGCUGACGCUUUCUACGAUAUUUGCGAUGAACUUGGCAUCAUGGUUUGGCAGGACUUCAUGUUCGGCUGUGGACAGUACCCGGCCUACGAUUCGUUCACGAAGUCCGUCGAAGUCGAGGCUGAGCAAAACGUGAAGCGACUCCGGCACCACCCUUCUAUCGUGAUCUUCGCCGGCAAUAACGAGGAUUAUCAGGUCGCCGAGUCGCUCAAGCUCGAGCUCGACUAUUCCGAUGAGAAAUCCGAUUUCAGGAAGACCAAUUUCCCUGCGCGAUACAUCUACGAGAGGCUGCUGCCGUCCGUCGUCGAGCGGCUGUGCGAUAUCUAUUACCAUCGCAGUUCUCCAUACAGCGGCUUUGGGAAGGAGACGACCGACAAGCAGUAUGGCGACCUCCACCAGUGGAACGUCUGGCACGGGUCUCAGGAACCAUGGCACAAGUGGGACGUCCUCGCCGGUCGCUUCGUGUCUGAGUUCGGGAUGGAGGGUUACCCCAACAUCCGGACGGUCGACUACUGGCUCGGCGGCGACGAAUCAGAACGAUACCCCCAGUCUAGGACAAUGUGCAACCACAACAAGGCGGACGGCUUCGAGCGCAGGCUGGAGCUGUAUCUCAUGGAGAACUUCAAGCACGCGUUCGACAUCGAGAGUUACGUGUACUACACGCAGCUCAUGCAAGCGGAGACGCUCGCGGCCGCCUACCGGCUCUGGCGGCGCAACUGGAAGGGCAGGGGCAAGGAGUACACGGCCGGCGCGCUUGUCUGGCAGAUCAACGACUGCUGGCCGGUCACGUCCUGGGCGAUCGUGGACUACUUCCUCCGCCCGAAGCCGGCGUACUUCGCGAUCAAGCGCGAGCUGCGCACACACACCGUCGGCGUGACGCGCACGGAGCGCAAGACGAGCCCGGACGCGCGCUCCGCGGCGACGUUCACACUCGAGACCGUGCUCGCGGUGUGGGGCACGAACAGCGCGCGCGAGCCGCGCACGGCGACGCUCGAGGUCACCGCGUUCGACCUGCACUCGGACUGGACGGAGCGCUUCACGCGCGAGGCCGUGCUCGCGCCGAACGCGGCGACGGAGCUCUGGGAGGGCGCGCUGCCGGGCGUGCCUGUGCGCACGUCCCUCAGCGAGGUCCCGCGCACCGUCGUCGUGUCCGCGCGGCUGCUCGAUGCCGACGGGUCUGUGCUCGCCCGCACGUCGAACUGGCCCGAGCCGUACAAGUACAUCAAGUUCCCGACGCCCGCCGAGGUCGGGCUGCGCGUCGCCGUCGCCGCCGACGGCGCGUCCGUCUCGCUUUCCGCCAACCGGCCAGUCAAGGGCCUCGUGCUCGACGUCGCCGGCGCAGACGCGACGUGGUCCAACCAGGCGCUCGACCUCGUCCCCGGCGACCCGCAGGUCGUGGCCGUGCAGGGCCUCGCCGGGCGCGCGGUCCAGGCGCGGUACCUCGGGGACGGCUCCGCAUGAGGAGCCGUCGCGGACGGGCAGGCGGACUCACGCUGACGUUCCCAGGAGGCGCGGGGUGUGUUGCGGGUGCGAUGUGGGCGAGACGUGGGCCGCGGGCGAGCCGCCUGGACGGUCUUGUGGGGGUGCGGGCGCGCGGAGAAUUGAAUGGGUGCUUCGCGCGAAGUAGCCGUGCCGGAGAUGAAGGCAGCACGCGCUGGGAUCUGUACAUGUACAACACGCGGGAGCGGCAGCCGAAUGAAUGUCAGGAUAUCCAGG
Messenger RNA from Trametes versicolor FP-101664 SS1, 2838 nucleotides. Its product is annotated as glycoside hydrolase family 2 protein. The transcript has 22 exons. Gene Ontology annotation, biological process: carbohydrate metabolic process; glycoprotein catabolic process. The coding region runs from base 1 to 2583 and encodes 860 amino acids. The record is from RefSeq and is a predicted model, not a curated record. Gene Ontology annotation, molecular function: beta-mannosidase activity. Lineage: Eukaryota; Fungi; Basidiomycota; Agaricomycetes; Polyporales; Polyporaceae.